CUUCAAGCAGGGGUGGCUACUGGGCUUGUUGCCACAGCUUGGAGCAGAGAUCUUGAAGGGGCGAUGUGACACCCUGCAUGGACCCCUGGACUCCCACAGGACCCAGAUUCCUCAGGCUUGGACCAUGGCAAGUCCAGAGUACCCUGGGAGCCCUGGCAGGACAAGACCCAUAACCCAGGGCACAGCAAGAAACAAGCAAGAUGUGCCAGCCAUGGGCCCCGACCUCCCACGUCCAGGACCUGAAGGGCACUUAGAUGCCCAUGGCGGCCCGACGUCCAACUCCAGCAUGACCACUCGGGAGCUGCAGGACUACUGGCAGAACGAGAAGUGCCGCUGGCGGAACGUCAAACUGCUCUUUGAGAUCGCUUCAGCCCGCGUGGAGGAGAGGACAAUCUCCAAGUUUGUGAUAUAUGAAAUCAUCGUCAUCCAGACAGGGAGCUUCGACAGCAACAAGGCUGUCCUGGAACGGCGCUAUUCCGACUUCGAGAAGCUGCAGAAAGCCCUGCUCAAGACUUUCAAGGAGGAGAUUGAAGACGUGGUUUUCCCCAGGAAGCACCUGGUGGGGAACUUCUCGGAGGAGAUGAUCUGUGAACGCAAGCUGGCCCUCAAGGGGUACCUGGGCGCGCUCUACGCCAUCCGCUGCGUGCGCCGCUCCCGCGAGUUCCUGGACUUCCUCACGCGGCCCGAGCUCAGAGAGGCCUUCGGCUGCCUGCGGGCCGGCCAGUACGCCAGGGCCCUGGACAUCCUGGUGCACGUGGUGCCCUUGCAGGAGAAGCUGACCACGCACUGCCCCACGGCAGUGGUCCCAGCCCUCUGCGCCAUGCUGGUGUGCCACCGUGACCUGGAGCGCCCCGCCGAGGCCUUCGCAGCUGGCGAGAGGGCCCUGCAGCUGCUGCAGGCCCGGGAGGGCCACCGCUACUACACACCCCUGCUGGACGCCAUGGUCCGCCUAGCCUACUUGCUGGGCAGGGACUUCGUGUCUCUGCAGGAGAAGCUGGAGGAAAGCCAGCUGCGGAGGCCCACCCACCGGGGCUUCUCCCUGAAGGAGCUGGCCGUCCGAGAGUAUCUGUGACAAGCCAGCCUGCUGCCUUUGCAGGGAAGCUUCAAAUUUGGAGGCACGAUUACUCAGUGACCUUUCUGGAUUUAUUUUCGAUGGGAAAAGCCAGUGGGGGCUCUAAGUCACAAGGUGACUUUGGACAAACCCCUCCUCGGGCCUCUGUUUUCCUUCUGUACUGAACAGAGGUGCUCCUGGGACUCUAUGGAAGACUCCACCUCUGUAUCUGUCUCCCUUGACAAUAGGGCCACUUCAUCACAAAACCACAAACCUGGCUGCCAAAACAUGGGAGAGGAAUAUGGACCUCACCAGUGUUUUGGUGCUAAGCUGGAGGAGAGGUUGCACACGAUUAACAAAGCUGAAUCCACUACUUGGCAGAAAGCUUGCUCCAGCUGUGCUGAGUCUUUCUCUCUGUUCCUCCUAUCGCAACAUGGCUUACAAAUAUUUCCACUCAUUAUCUGAAUAUUGACCCAAUAUUCUAGCUCUUCUUCAGUAGCAUGUAGACCCAAUGCAGCAAAACAAAAAUUCACCUGUCACCCCUAAAGAACAAUCUCUCCUUCACUCCAGUCCACCCCUUCCCACAGGGCAGGAGUUCUGUGUCAUCAUUCUGAGGCUGGGAAGACCCUGGGCUAGAUAGAAAGCAAGGACAUUGUAAGAUUCUAUGGUACAGGGCAUUUUUAGCAAAGGAAGUUACUAUUUCUCUGGCUAGGAUGAAUAACACAUUGCCUAGGAGUAUAUUUUCAUUUAUAUAAGGCAGCAUGGCUUCCCUGGGUCAUGCGGACAUAGCCCUGGAGGGAGGUGACAUAAGACAGUCAAUGGGUCCUAUGGGUAGACAAGAGAUUGAAUUCUCGGCACCUCCCCUUUUGAGCACCAGUGUUCUUGGGACUUCUGUGAUGGAUUGAGAUACCCUUAACUGGAGUCUGCUGUCAUAAAAAGAUACCAGGGACCCCCAAGUGAAGAGACACUUAGAACAAUGACCCAGAUUCAACAGAGGGCUGGUACCGACUGGUUUGGGCACAAUCUGUGUUUAAGAAUGUAAGCUUUCCUGAAGUUUAAACCAUAAGAAUCAUCUUAUUAGGGUGAACCAAAUAAACUAUAACUUGGGAACCCUCAUGUGAGGCACCACUUACUGGCAGGAAUCCAGCCCAGCAGGGGAUCACCACAGCAGUGAGCAGGCUGUCACUGGACUGCACCAGAAUUUGUUUAACAGUGACACCUUGUGGUAACAAUUGCCAGGGCCCCAUCAGGCUCUGUCCUAAGAGGUUAGAAACAGGCUGUCUUUGGACAAAGAUACCCUUCAAAUUUCUCAAUGUACUGCAAGAGAAAGAUGUAUUGAGUGGGAGAUAUUAAACUUAUUGAAAAUCUGGGAAUUUGGA
This is a messenger RNA of Nycticebus coucang (slow loris), 2430 nucleotides long. RefSeq names its product sorting nexin 20 (gene SNX20). The coding region runs from base 125 to 1072 and encodes 315 amino acids. NCBI's taxonomy places the organism in Eukaryota, Metazoa, Chordata, Mammalia, Primates, Lorisidae. Gene Ontology annotation, biological process: protein transport. The transcript is spliced from 4 exons. Gene Ontology annotation, cellular component: early endosome membrane. The record is from RefSeq and is a predicted model, not a curated record. Gene Ontology annotation, molecular function: phosphatidylinositol phosphate binding.